Strigops habroptila (Kakapo) is the source of this 764-nucleotide messenger RNA. RefSeq names its product small integral membrane protein 26 (gene SMIM26). The transcript has 2 exons. The coding region runs from base 23 to 370 and encodes 115 amino acids. Lineage: Eukaryota; Metazoa; Chordata; Aves; Psittaciformes; Psittacidae. The record is from RefSeq and is a predicted model, not a curated record.
CAUUGGCGGCAGCGCCCGACCAAUGAGCGCGGGUGUCGCUGGGAGCCGGCGGGGGGGGAGGAUGCGGUUGGCGGUGUGGAACGCGCGCGCUGCGCUGCUGUACUCGUUGGGCGGCUGGACCGUACUGGGAGGCAUGCUGCACUACACCAGGAGCCACGGCGGCGGCGACAGCGGCGCCUCCGAGAAUGAAAGUGAUCCUCAGGCAAAACCAGCGCUCAAGAAGGAAAUAUACACGAGAGAAACAGCUUUAGGAUUUACAGUGACAACAGUAAUAACACACAAGGAUGUUGAACCUCCCAUUACUCAACUGCUCAGGCGUGUGAAGUCAUACUUUUUUCCGGACGACAGCCCUCCUCCUUCCGAAAACUGAGCACUCUGCAAGCUCAGGACUUUGUGCUGGUGCCGGCAUCUCCGAGAGUCAUCCUGGCACCAGCCCAUCGGUGGAAAACUAUUCUCCUGCAUGGCUGAAAUGACAGCUCUGCCUGGGACACAGCCCGGCGGGACUUGCAGGCUUUGCUCGGAUCUUUGCACGUGUGUUCAAGUUACUAACCAUGAGUUGGGUUCAACUACCUGUGCUGUGAGGUGUGGGUGAGGCUGGUGGUCACCUUGGUGUGCUGUGGCCAGUGGUCUGACCAGGUGGCCCUGGUGGCUUUGCUUGUGAAGUUGAUUUGUGUGCAGGAUGUACCUGUAGCUGGGAUGGCUCCUUUGGUUGCCUCUGAAAUGGAUGAUUUAAAGAUUAGUAAACAGGAAGGAUCAUGGUUUAA